Messenger RNA from Acanthochromis polyacanthus (spiny chromis), 1555 nucleotides. RefSeq names its product tubulin alpha-1C chain-like. The transcript has 4 exons. Gene Ontology annotation, cellular component: cytoplasm; microtubule. Gene Ontology annotation, molecular function: GTP binding; structural constituent of cytoskeleton. Gene Ontology annotation, biological process: microtubule cytoskeleton organization; mitotic cell cycle. NCBI's taxonomy places the organism in Eukaryota, Metazoa, Chordata, Actinopteri, Pomacentridae. Bases 143 to 1495 code for a protein of 450 amino acids. The record is from RefSeq and is a predicted model, not a curated record.
GUCGGCUUGAAUAAAUAACCUCGCCCAGCUGAAACUCCUUAGUUCCUCUUACGCCGGACUCUUAAACGUUCCACUGUAGGGGCUAAACGCUAACUAUUCUUCUUUGUCAUCCAAACUCUCAGACUUGUCAGCUUCUGCAAACAUGCGUGAGUGUAUCUCUGUCCAUGUGGGUCAGGCUGGUGUCCAGAUCGGUAAUGCCUGCUGGGAGCUGUACUGCUUGGAACAUGGGAUCCAGCCGGAUGGUCAGAUGCCCAGUGACAAGCCUAUUGGAGGAGGAGAUGAUUCCUUCAACACCUUCUUCAGUGAGACUGGAGCUGGAAAACAUGUUCCCAGAGCUGUGUUUGUGGACCUGGAGCCUUCAGUCAUCGAUGAGGUGCGCAGUGGGACCUACCGGCAGCUGUUCCACCCUGAGCAGCUUAUCACUGGCAAGGAGGAUGCAGCCAACAACUACGCCCGUGGACACUACACCAUCGGCAAAGAGAUCAUUGAUCUGGUUCUAGACAGGAUCCGCAAACUGGCUGACCAGUGCACUGGUCUUCAGGGCUUCCUGGUGUUCCACAGCUUCGGUGGAGGCACCGGCUCUGGUUUCACCUCCCUGCUGAUGGAGCGCCUCUCUGUUGACUACGGCAAGAAGUCUAAGCUAGAGUUCUCCAUCUACCCAGCUCCCCAGGUGUCCACUGCUGUAGUAGAGCCCUACAACUCUAUCCUGACCACCCACACCACCCUGGAGCACUCCGACUGUGCUUUCAUGGUGGAUAAUGAGGCCAUCUACGACAUCUGCCGUAGAAACCUUGAUAUAGAACGUCCCACUUACACAAACCUGAAUAGGCUGAUCAGUCAGAUUGUGUCCUCCAUCACUGCAUCUCUUCGUUUUGAUGGAGCCCUCAAUGUUGAUCUGACAGAGUUCCAGACCAACUUGGUGCCAUAUCCCCGUAUCCACUUCCCUCUGGCCACAUAUGCUCCUGUAAUCUCUGCUGAGAAAGCCUACCAUGAGCAGUUAACUGUGGCUGAGAUCACAAACGCCUGCUUUGAGCCAGCCAAUCAGAUGGUGAAGUGUGACCCUCGCCACGGCAAGUACAUGGCAUGCUGCCUGCUGUUCCGUGGCGAUGUGGUGCCCAAAGAUGUCAAUGCUGCCAUAGCCACUAUCAAAACCAAGCGCUCCAUCCAGUUUGUGGACUGGUGCCCCACUGGUUUCAAGGUUGGCAUCAACUACCAGCCUCCAACUGUAGUUCCUGGUGGUGACCUGGCCAAGGUCCAGAGGGCUGUGUGCAUGCUGAGUAAUACCACUGCCAUUGCAGAGGCCUGGGCUCGGCUUGACCACAAAUUUGAUCUGAUGUACGCCAAGCGUGCCUUUGUCCACUGGUAUGUAGGUGAGGGUAUGGAGGAGGGAGAGUUCUCAGAGGCCAGAGAGGAUAUGGCAGCUCUGGAAAAAGAUUACGAGGAGGUGGGAGCUGAUAGCAUGCAAGAUGACGAUGAUGAGGGAGAGGAAUAUUGAGACAUGCAUUCCUUUUGAUCUGUUCAAUAAUGUUAAAAUAAAGUUUGUUUGCUGGCUGCA